This is a messenger RNA of Scleropages formosus (Asian bonytongue), 693 nucleotides long. It is a transcript of the gene prl2, whose product is annotated as prolactin 2. Gene Ontology annotation, cellular component: extracellular region. Gene Ontology annotation, molecular function: hormone activity. Lineage: Eukaryota; Metazoa; Chordata; Actinopteri; Osteoglossiformes; Osteoglossidae. The transcript has 5 exons. Gene Ontology annotation, biological process: response to nutrient levels; positive regulation of receptor signaling pathway via JAK-STAT. The record is from RefSeq and is a predicted model, not a curated record. The annotation marks the transcript as partial.
UUAUCCAGACAUUCGGAUAAAGCUUUAUGGUCUCUGUUUGUCCUUCUGCUGAUGUGCUUGGACCUGCACACCCUUGUGGAGUCCGCUCCCAUUUGUGCCCAUGGACACACGGGCUGCCACUCACCCACUCUGUCCGACCUGUUUGAUCGGGUGAUCCAGCACUCGGCCAGGAUGCAUGGCCUCUCCAGCGACCUGCACUCCGAUUUUGAGCAGUACUUUCUACCCAGCAGAAACCAAAUUGGCAGAAUCAAUAGAAAAUGUCACACUGCCUACAUACUAACACCCAACGGCAAAGAGAAUGCUCAGCGGCUGGCGAGGGAAGAGCUGACCGAGGUGAUCCUGAAGCUUCUGGCGGCCUGGAGGGAUCCCCUGUCACAGUUCCACCGGAGCAUGGCGCGGCAUGAGGACUUCACCAGCAUCAGUGGGAACAAGGCUCUGGAGAUGAGCGACAUGGUGCACCAACUGAAGAACGGGGUGGAGAAGGUCGCUGAGAAAAUGCAGCUCCUGGGCAUGAUCAGCAACUCCUUGAUGAGCCUGUCCUCCACUGAGGCCCUGGCACCCCACUCGGCCAGCAGCGAGGCACGCUCCAUGAGCGACUACGAGCUACUCUACUGUUUCAGGAGGGACUCCAACAAAGUCCAGAACUACUUGAAGAUCCUCAAGUGCAGGAUUGUCGCAGAGCAUGGUUGCUAG